This is a messenger RNA of Corapipo altera (White-ruffed manakin), 6261 nucleotides long. RefSeq names its product zinc finger BED-type containing 1 (gene ZBED1). Gene Ontology annotation, molecular function: DNA binding; protein dimerization activity. Gene Ontology annotation, cellular component: nucleus. Lineage: Eukaryota; Metazoa; Chordata; Aves; Passeriformes; Pipridae. The record is from RefSeq and is a predicted model, not a curated record. The transcript has 4 exons. The coding region runs from base 656 to 2743 and encodes 695 amino acids. Gene Ontology annotation, biological process: regulation of transcription by RNA polymerase II.
CUCCGCGUCAUCCUGCACCAGCUGCGCCGCCGCUUUCACUCGCGCUGCCGCCCGGCCUCAGAGAAACGGCAUGACGAAAAUGUGACCCGAGUGUUUUGUUGCAGUCUGCUCUUAGCUACUAUUAAAAAAAAAAUGUUGAAUUUGGAAAUGCCAGAGGAAGACAGUGAAGAUCCAACCUGGGAAACGUCAUUUACCUGAGUAGGACCAGGGAAGAUUUGACAGAUGUGAAAAGUUUUCUUUGAGCCCUAACUCCGGGUGUCUUUUUCCGAGGACAAGUGGUUUCCUCCUCAGCUAGUUAUUCACAAGCAGUUCCCUCUCGGCAGUUACCUGCUGCCUUGCUCCAACUUGAUGUGUCCAGCCAUUGCUUAAAAAAGUGAAUCAGCUUGUCAACUGGAACCUUUUUACCCAAAUUAACCUUGUUUCUGUAAUAACUUCAAAGUAGCGGUGGCAGUGCAACAAAAAGGAGAAGUGUUGUUAGAACAAGCUUGGAUCAGUAAACUACAGUUGCUGUAAGAAAACGCCAAGUAACUUUUUCAGACUGUACUCUAGAAAGGUCACACUUCCUGCAAAUCUCAUCUUGAAAUUUGCAAAUGUAAUUUGUAAGGUACUCAUUAAUGAGUGAAGGAUCAAAAGGUGGGACGGUGGCCAAGAAGCAAUGGAGAAUAAAAGUUUAGAAGGUUCCCCAUCAGACCUAAAGUUAGUGGCUCACCCAAGAGCAAAGAGUAAAGUGUGGAAGUACUUUGGGUUUGAUACCAAUGCAGAAGGAUGCAUAUUACAGUGGAAGAAGAUCUACUGCCGUAUUUGCAUGGCACAAAUUGCCUAUUCAGGAAACACGUCCAACCUUUCCUACCACCUUGAGAAAAAUCACCCUGAUGAAUUCUGUGAAUUUGUGAAAAGUAACACUGAGCAAAUGAGGGAAGCCUUUGCCACAGCAUUUUCAAAGAUCAAGCCAGAGUCAUCGCAGCAGGUUGUUCAAGAUAGCCUCAUCAUGAAGACCUACCAGAACUACGAAAACAAAAAACAUCAGGAACUGACAUCUGCAGUCAUCAGCUUAAUUUGUGAGGGCAUGUAUCCGGCCUCCAUUGUUGAUGAACCCACCUUCAAGGCCCUCUUGAGAACAGCAGACCCCAGGUAUGAACUUCCGAGCCGGAAAUACUUCUGUACAAAAGCUAUUCCCGAAAAGUACAGUGCUAUUAGAGAAAUUGUGCUGAAAGAACUCACGGAGGUUCUGUGGUGUGGCAUAUCCACAGACAUGUGGAGGAGCGAAAACCAGAACAGGUCGUACGUAACGGUUGCGGUUCACUUUCUCAGCAGCAGUGCUGCCAACUGCCUGGCUGUGAACUCGCGGUGUUUAAAAACGUUUGAAGUGCCAGAGGAUAAUACUGCAGAGACUAUUACACGAGUCCUUUAUGAAACGUUCAUUGAGUGGGGGAUCAAUACAAAAGUCUUUGGUGCUACAACAGAUUACAGUAAAGACAUUGUGAAAGCUUGCUCUCUCCUAGAUAUUCCCGUACAGAUGCCUUGUUUGGGGCACACUUUUAACACAGGAAUACAACAAGCUUUUCAGCUCCCCAAACUUUGCAACCUUCUUGCCAGGUGCCGAAAACUGGUGGAGUAUUUUCAGCAGUCCACGGUCGCAAUGUACAUGCUGAGCGAGAAGCAAAAGCAACAGAAUAUUCUCCACUGCAUGCUGGUAAGCGACCGUGUUUCCUGGUGGGGAAGCACUCUCGCUAUGCUGCAGCGCCUCAAGGAGCAGCAGUUUGUCAUUGCCGCUGUUCUCGUGGAGGACAGCAACAACCACCACCUCAUGCUGGAAUCCAGUGAGUGGAAUACAAUCGAAGGGCUGGUGGAGCUGCUGCAGCCUUUUAAGCAGGUUGCGGAGAUGAUGUCUGCUUCAAAGUACCCCACAAUAAGUAUGGUGAAGCCACUUCUCCACAUGCUUCUGAAUACUACCCUGAACAUCAAAGAAAAUGAUUUGAAAGAAAUCAGCAUGGCAAAGGAGGUGAUUGCUAAAGAGUUGUCAACCACCUACCAGCACACACCUGAGAUAGACAUGUUUCUCAAUGUUGCAACUUUCUUGGAUCCCCGCUACAAAAAACUGCCUUUCCUUUCAGCCUUUGAGAGGCAGCAGGUGGAAAACAGAGUGGUGGAAGAAGCAAAAAGCCUGCUGGAGAAAGUAAAAGAAAAUAGCUUUAGGACUGAAGAGAAAUUCUUCACUGUUACAGAAGAACCUCCUAUGAAAAAAAUCAUCAUCUCUUCCACUCCUCCUCCUACUAGUGUCAUCAACAACAUGCUUGCAGAGAUCUUCUGCCAGACAGGAGGCGUUGAAGACCAGGAGGAGUGGCACGCUCAAAUCGUUGAGGAGUUGAGCAACUUCAAGUCACAAAAGGUCCUCGGUUUGAAUGAAGACCCACUGAAGUGGUGGUCUGACAGACUAGCGCUGUUUCCAGUUUUACCAAAGGUUCUUCAAAAAUACUGGUGUAUUCUUGCCACAAGGGUCUUCCCUGAACGCCUUUUUGGUUCUUCUGCUAAUGUUGUGAGUGCAAAGAGAAACCGGUUAGCCCCGGCUCAUGUGGAUGAGCAGAUCUUUUUGUACGAAAACAGUCGGAAUGGGUCCGAGGCAGAACCAGAGGAUGAAGAUGAAGGAGAGUGGGGUUUGGAACAGGAACAGAUUUUUAAUUUAAAUGACUCGGUAAACAUAAACAACAACUUCUUUAAUAUUCGAGACAGUGGGUUUGUUUAACAGGACUGCAGCGGUACAUUUAAUAACAAAGAAAAAAGUAUUUGUCUUAAGUUACCAAAAAUACUUCUGUUUUAUGCUAUGAUGCUGUAAAUAUUGAACAGUUAUAACAAACUUGAUUUAGCUUCCAUUGUCUGUGUUUUUCCUGCUGUCUUAAAACAUGAAUGACUGGUGAUUAAACAGCACUGAAAUGAGUGAGGAAAUAAAUUCUGCAAAGACCAUGAUUUCUGACUGUGGCCCAGAUUUCAGAAAGCACUUACCCAUGUGCUUCCUUUCCACUUGCUUCAGUGGGAGACAAACACAUGCUUAUUUGCUUUCUAUCAUAAAAAUAUUUUCCUGAAUUAGGUCCCUAAGCAAGGGAGUUUUUAAGAUUUAUGCCUCCAUUUGUAAAUCCUGUGUAACUCAGGAUGCUAGCUUUAAAAGUUUGGAUUUUAAACAUUUUUAAAAUCUAUAAAUCUGAACAGUGAAUAUUUUUAGAGUAUAUCAAUGCUGUGGAAUGAAAAAAGAUCUUGAGCCUGAUUUUUCACUACCUCAUGUCUUAGGCCUGGUCUAUGCUACAAAAGUUCAGCUGGUAUAAUUCUGUUGAUUAGGGGACUGAUCUAUUAUUAUUUUAACUGAUACUGUGCUGGCAUAGGCUGUAGUGUAGAUGCAUUUAUACUGGGAUAAUUUAUUUUCCUUUCCAGUGUGGUGUAAAUGUUACAAACACUUCUAAACUGGUAUUGAUGUGUCCACAUUAGUUCAGUUUUACUAUUUAACAACAGCAGCUAAAUGGCAAAACUGUGGAGUUUUUUGUUUGUUUUGUUUUGUGUCUAAGCAAGCCCUGAUUGUAGUCUCUUUUGCUUUUACUGGUAACGAAGUGUGGGGUCGAGGCAGCCUUGUGUUACCUGUGCCUCCUGCAGAUGCUGUGGCUGAUCCACGUGGUGCGAAACAGGCAAGGCAUCAGGCAACAGAGGGAGGGAAGAAGGGAAGGAGAGGGCAGGGAGACAUCUACAGACCAUGGGUCUAACAGUUUGUCUAUGUUACAAAAUCUUAAUUUAAUGGGAACUUUGCCCAGGGUAGCUAGAAAAUUUUGUUGGCAAGAAAAGCAAAAUACAAAGCUUUAAUAUUAUGUAAAUAUAUUUAAAAGAAGGGGACCUCUCUGUUUCCUCACAUGUAUUUAGUGAGUCCUUAAAAUAGUUUCUUACUCUGUUAGCACUUAAAAACUUUUUUUUUCUCCUAUCUCUUUUUGAUUCAGUUUGUAGAGUGGACUUUAGUCCCAUCCAGUCUAAUGUUUGAGUGCUGUUUCUGAUUAGCUGUGUAUUGUAAUUGCUCCCUUUGUGUCUCUAAGCAUCAGUGUUUUAAGACCUUUUGGGAACUUGGCAAACAAGAAAAAAGAAAGAAAACCAACCUGAAACCCCACAUUUCUUAUGAAAUAACUGUAGGUCAUAAACAAAAUUAGAGUUUAUGCUAGAUACAGAGUAGUCUUUUUUUCUCUGAGGUGCAGUGGAGGACAUUUUCCACUUACAGUCAAGGUUUGCUUGGGGUUUUAUUUCUGUUACUGGUGUCUCACCUUUCCUCACCUCAGUCUACAACUAUGUUGAGCACAAUCUUUCUGGAGAGAGGUCUGUUGAAGACUGACUGUUACUGUUCUGGAGGAAGAAAGUUAAGUAUUUUUUAAUCAUGGUGGCACCCGUGGACGUUUGGUUGUAAAAAGGGCACAGGCAGCAGGAACGUACAAAAAUGAGAAUAGCAAUGGAAUUGAAUAUAUUGCCAAACUAUUUAUGUUUAGGUUUAAUAGUUCUUGGAAGCUUGAGGCCUCUGUGUUCUUUUUAGGUGCUGGGAAUGGGCAGGUGGGUGGGGAGGAAGAGCAGAGGUUAGAGUGAAGGAACAGUGAAGUAAGUAAUAGCAAACUACACAGCAUGUUUAAGCCCAGGAAAAGUGCAUUUAGCAGGUGGUGUGGCUGAAAACGGAUUUGCACUUGUACAAAGUACCUGCACUGUGCAUCCUGUUGAAUAUUGCUUCUCUCCACGUCCACUGAAGAGGUGUAUGUGAUUGCCCAAGGUGCAAAACGCAGGCUUGGCUUAAACUCCCACAGGUAUGUCGGCCUAUCUGUGAGGGCAGCAAAAUCAAAUUACAGAAGGGAGCGAGAUACCUGAGCUCUUGUGACAUCCUAGCAGCCUGCCAGGAAGACCUCUUGGGCUUUUAUGUGUGUUGAGAACCAGCUGCUCUUGCUUGCUGCUCCACCUCCACUGCUACCACCACUGCUAGCCCUCAAGUUGCUGCGCACAUGCUAGUGCGAGGUGUGUGGAUCCUUCCUUAUGUGAGCAUAAUGCAAAGCCGUGCCCUCACAGCCAAGGCAGAGCGCAGAACACCACUCCCCUGGUCUGCACUUGGCCUACCCCUCUUGGCAGCAUUGUUUCCAUCUUCGUCCUCCUAGGGCUAAACGUAUAUGGUGACGCUUACGAGCAGUUGUGCUGAGAUCAGUGCAAUGCACUACUCUCUUCCUUCCAGCUUCUUUUUAUUUUUUGGUAUCCAAAAUAAAAUUGUAGUCAGUUCAAUUGAUGUGUCUCAGCAUUCUUUUAAAAAAAGGAGAAGAAAAAGAAAAAAAAAAAGAGCAAAACCAUUGUUAGUCCUACCCAUUGUCUGUGAGAUUUUUAUUUAAUGUUCUAAGCCUGGAAUAUUGUUAAAUAAAUGAGAAAAAUAAGUUAGUUACUAGAUUAUUUGUCUGAUGUGUGUUCAUAUCUGCAGCACUUUAUGACUUUGAACUCUACCGCUACAGGGGAAAGUUAUAUUCUAAGGAUUUGAAGCUAUGCAUUUAUUUUCUUUUUGAUCUUGUAAGUUAUUUUUUAAAAAUGCUGUACAAAUCUUUUGGAUUAAAAAAAAAUGAGGAUGAAAAAUGUUGGAAGUUUAGAUGGUUUCUCUCGCUUAAAUAUGUGUGGUGUUUUUCAUUUAUCAACAUAAUUUUCUGUUGUUUAUUUGGGUGGAGAACCAAAAUUGAAAUAUUGCUACAACUUGAGCUAAACCCCAGUGUUACUGCCAAGGGUGGGCCCAGAACACAUUUCCAAACUACGCUAUUAAGUCAGCUUUAUGUUUGUGUUUCUUGACAUCUACUUUAAAUCCACAGCCUAAUGUUUCCUUUUUGGUACAGCAGAGACAUCUUUUUGGAGGGGCAAUAGAGGAACAAACUUCAGCUUUUGAGUGCUUUCAUGCUGCAAAAGUGAAUUUUUGAACGGGCUCUCAAAGUACAUACUUUACAUCAAAAGAAGAUGAAUUGCCUUUUGUUACCAACUAAGUAUUGCGAAUUCAGGAUUAAAAUUCAUUGGGCCUAAGUGAGGUUUCUUGGGGUAGCAGCAUAAGUAAAGGGAGUUUUGUCUGUCUGACCAAUCUUUGCACACAUUUCACCUCUCUCUGCCAUCAAGGACUAUGAGAAGGAAAAAAGAAAAACCUGAAUCAAACAAGUUGAAAAGGUGAAUUUUUCUAGCAAACUGUGUCUGAGAUGCUUUGGUUUAAAUGAAGGCAAUAAAGUUCUGCAUUAUUUCUGG